AUGGCGACUGAAUUCUUAUUUAUUUCAUUAUUUCCUUCUUGCACACAGAAUACUAUAGUUGAUGAACGUGGCUCGUUUUCCGUAGCCAGCCCGUUCCCCGGGCCUCUUGGAAAAUUACUCAAAUCAAUGAACAAGUUUCCGGUUCGGGUCGCUCUAACUGGGGAUGUUGUUCCUCUUACAGAUAAAAAUGCUCAAUCCCUUGCAGAAUUCGUUAAAGAAGUCAUGCUCGCUGAGGAGAAAGCAGUUAAAGAAUUUAGUUAUGCAGUUUCUGGUGUAUUAAGUUCCUCUGAUCACUUUUCCACUUCUCGAAGCGAGAACCUCAAGGAGCUGAUUGACGGGGGUGAAAAAUAUGUGAUCUAUAAGUUCAAUCUGAGUUCUUGCAUGUUUGUUGAUGGCAAUGGAGGAACUCGUGAAGUAGACUUAGAAAACAUGGAAAAAUGUAAAGCAAAUUUGCUAGAACCUUAUUCUGCUAAGCUCAUUGAUGGCAUUAAUCAAAGCGAGGCUCGACGCAGAGGACUGACCCUUUUUUGUUUCAUAUACUUGAACAUAAAUGCAAGAGUUGCAUACAUGCUCUCGUUUGAUCGUAAGGGCUUCGACGUCCUAGGGAAGGUUCGUGGUAAAGCUCCCGAGGAUGAAGAAAAUGAAUACCAUUGGAAGCAAUUCCGGAUCCCGUUCAAAGAAGAGGCUCGGGAAGUCGAGUCCUUUUGUCUCCAACUUGUGGAGAUGGAAGAAGAGGCCAUCAAAAUGGUCUAUUGCUACAGUGGUUUGGGAUAG
Messenger RNA from Hibiscus syriacus, 774 nucleotides. RefSeq lists its product as uncharacterized. Lineage: Eukaryota; Viridiplantae; Streptophyta; Magnoliopsida; Malvales; Malvaceae. The coding region runs from base 1 to 774 and encodes 257 amino acids. The record is from RefSeq and is a predicted model, not a curated record. The transcript has 6 exons.